GCCCAGCCUAGCCCAGCCCCUAGAGCACAUCAGCUCCGUGUUUCUUUUGUUUUCUAUGAAUCUGAGAAAAAACUGACGAUGGAGUUGAAGAGUUGGUAGAUGAAGCUGGUUGAUUAGAAUGGCUGGUUAAGAUGUUCUCAGAAUACAGGAUUCAUCCAGCUCUGCUUCUCCUGCUUUACCGUCUGCUGUGCUCAGCUGGAGAAGAGGUUGUCAGACUGCAGGAGCUGGAGGGAAACACUGUGACCAUCCAUACUGGAUUAACUGGAGUUCAGAGUGAUGCUCACAUACUGUGGUUCUAUAGAUCUGAGAAUGCAGAUAUAAAGAUAGUGAUCAGUCUGAUCAUUAGAGGAGAGAUUAUUACAGACUAUGACAGUGAGAGAUUCAGAGACAGACUGCAGCUGAACAGAACCAGUGGAUCUUUAACCAUCAGGAACAUCAGCAGAGAAGAUUCUGGAGUUUAUAAACUACACAUCAUUACUGGAAGUAUCUCAGUCUGGAGUUUCAGUGUUGAUGUCUAUGCUCCAGUAUUAAAGCCAGUCAUAAGAAAUCAAGCUGAAAAGCGCUCAGUGAGUCUCAGAGAGUCGUGCUCUCCUCUGUGCUCUGUGGAGAAUGGGAAGGAUGUGAGUUUAUCCUGGUAUGAAGAGAAAGAGAGAAUCUCCAGCAUCAGCAGCUCAAAUUCCAGUGAACGUCUUUAUCUUCCUCUGAAUAAAACCAACCCAGACUGUUCUACUUACACCUGUGUAGCUGCUAAUCCAGUUAGCACUCAGACAACCCAGCUCGACAUUACAAACAUCUGCUGUAAGUCAGUCUCAGGUACGAAAGGUCCUAGAGAUCUCUCCAAAUCACUGGCUGCUGUUCUGACACCUGUUGGUCUGAUUGUUGCUCUAUUAAUUUUAUUUUUGUGGAUCUGGAAAAAGAAGACAAAGCAACAAGCUUGUGAAGACGCUGAGCUGAAUUAUGCUGAAGUGAAAACUAAACCUCACAGUUCAAAUGAAGCUCAUGAGGUAAACAGAGCUGGAGGGACAGAAGUUCAAGACCAGACUGAGCAGGUGCGAGUCUGGACUGGCUUGGUGAAAAGCUGCCUUGUGAAACUGGCGAGGUUCUCUUUUCUGAUUGAACAUGAAGAUGAAUCUACACACAGAACUGCUCAGACAUUGAAACUGGCUGUAAUGCUGUGAGCAGAGGUUUGAACUGUGAGGGUUAUUUAGUGCAUCUCAACACAGUCUCGGCUAAACUGAGCAGCUGUCACUGCAAGCUAACUUAACACCAGCCUGACACGUCUGAGAGGCCACCGCAGAGCUGGGUUUGAUCGGGUUCGGACAGACAGUUCAACUCUGGGCCGGACAGAGGAUUACUAUUAUUUAAAUGACGUCACCAGAGAGGAGGAGGCCCGCUGUAUGGUUCCGCCGCCAUUUCUAUGAGGAGAAAACAGUGCGCAGGUAUCGGUCGAUUCUCUUAUUCUUUUCUACAGCGUUUCAUCUUUUCUUCAUCCUCUCCGUUUCACAAGACGCUGCCCAGUAACGUCUGCCUGCCGUAAACAAGCCCUAGCGGUGUGUCCUCUGUUUACUCCUCUCUCUCAGCGGGGUCCCUGCUCUCCUCCCCAGAGACCCUCUGGAAUACAAACAGCGGCUCGAGCGCAGAGCUGCAGGGAAAUCUUAUUAAACUGAAUUAGCCGCUUUAAUUUAAUCCCUCGGCUGACUGCGGCCUCGGUGGGAUCCACUAGUAACACCCAGGUGGGGUAUUUAAGCAGCCCGAGCAAUCGAGUUCAGAUAAAGCGAUAUAUCAGCUUUAAAAAAGCGCAGGAAACAAAAAAUAAAACAUUUACACACGUUUAGUUUU
Molecule: messenger RNA, 1839 nt
Organism: Pygocentrus nattereri (red-bellied piranha)
Lineage: Eukaryota; Metazoa; Chordata; Actinopteri; Characiformes; Serrasalmidae
Product: SLAM family member 9-like
Exons: 7
Coding region: 132-1178 (348 amino acids)
Source: RefSeq, a predicted model, not a curated record